CAAAUCGUUUGCAAGGCUGCUGACGUUUAAGGGAGCACCGAAAAGCCUUUAUAAGGUGGAUACAUUUGGGGGAAGAGCCACAGAACGCCUUUGGGUGUCGCAAAGGAGCACAAGUGCGGAUUAACUGAGUAACAUGAAGACUAUUUGGGUUUUAGCCAUCCUGUCGCUGGCACAAGCCGCCGAGUUAGCCCAGACUACGGAAACCGCAACCACAGCCACAACGGGGAAACCCCAGCAAACGGAGCUCCCCAUUCACAUCCAGAACCUGAUAACCAGCCACAUCAAUCAUGUGCUGCAGCACAUAAAGAACAAACCUCAGCUCUCGAACACAUUGAGUGGACCGGUGGAUUGGCAUGGGAGUGGGAGUGGGAGUGGCAGUGGGAGUGGGGACGGAGCGCCAGUGGUCAAGCCCCAUCCAGAUCUCCUUCCACCAGUGGCACACUCUGGUCAUGUCCUUGCCCCUACCCUUGCCGACGUCCCAGCGGCUGCACCUGCGUUGCAAUCUGGCCUACAGUCGCUGCAAGCUGGCCAUCCACCGGUGAAGGUGACCCAACAUCAGGCAACCGGUACACUGAUCCACCACGGAAGACCGGUGGUGCACAAUAAGGUGGUGAUGCCGCCCGUGGAGCAUGUGGUGCACUCGCUUCCUGGUCAAGAACCAAUCAACGUGGCCGAAAAGCUGCAAAAACUGCAACAGCAUGUGGCCCAGGUGAUGCAACAGGCCGAGAAACACAUUCCUCUGGCCGUCAACCAGGCCAUUAAGCAGAAGAGAGAACAAGAAGCUCAGAGAGCAAAGGAGCAGCUACAGAAGGAUAAUGAAAUCAACAAGGGUGAGGAUCGGGAGGAUCCUGAACCAUCCGAAACAGCACCCCAACCAAAUGCAUCCAAGGCUGGUCGGUCCCUGGUUAUUCCCGAUAAAGUGUCCAAUACUGUCAACCAAGUUCACGCCCACAUUCCGCAGCUAAUUGCCCAGCAUCGCGAGGAAAUGAAACUGGGAAAAUGCAGUUUCCAGUGUCCCAAAGCAUCUCUAUCCAUUUGCGCCAGCAACGGCAAAUGUGUGGUCAAUUUUCCAGGCCAAUGUGAGCUGAGUCAGUGGAACUGCUUCAACACCAAGAAUGUCUUCCACCAAGUGCACGAUGCCGAAUGCCAAAACACCAUAACGUGCUAUAAAAGGGACAUGAUGUAAGCUGUUCCUCUGGGAGGUGAUUCAAUUAUUCAAACGAAUUUACACAAUAUUCCAUCGAAAAUAUAUAUAACUUUUAAUAUAAUGCAAGACUUAUAAUGGCUUCAAAAUAUAAAGUAGAUAUU
This is a messenger RNA of Drosophila erecta, 1308 nucleotides long. RefSeq lists its product as uncharacterized. The record is from RefSeq and is a predicted model, not a curated record. The transcript is spliced from 3 exons. Bases 134 to 1186 code for a protein of 350 amino acids. Lineage: Eukaryota; Metazoa; Arthropoda; Insecta; Diptera; Drosophilidae. Gene Ontology annotation, molecular function: protein binding.